Schistocerca cancellata (South American locust) is the source of this 2055-nucleotide messenger RNA. RefSeq lists its product as uncharacterized. Bases 1 to 2055 code for a protein of 684 amino acids. The transcript has 2 exons. The record is from RefSeq and is a predicted model, not a curated record. Lineage: Eukaryota; Metazoa; Arthropoda; Insecta; Orthoptera; Acrididae.
AUGAAGGCAGCACUCCUUGCGAAGGCAGCAAUCCUUGCGAAGGCAGCACUCCUUGCGAAAGCAGCACUCGGUGCGAAGGCAGCACUCCGUGCAAAGGCAACACUCCGUGCAAAGGCAGCACUCCUUGCGAAGGCAGCACUCCUUGCGAAGGCAGCACUCCUUGCGAAGGCAGCACUCCUUGCGAAGGCAGCACUCCUUGCGAAGGCAGCACUCCUUCCGAAGGCAGCACUCCUUCCGAAGGCAGCACUCCUUGCGAAGGCAGCACUCCUUGCGAAGGCUGCACUCCCUGCGAAGGCAUCAUUCCGUGCAAAGGCAGCACUCCUUGCGAAGGCAGCACCCCUUGGGAAGGCAGCACGUAUUGUGAAGGCAGCUCUCUUAGCGAAGGCAGCACUCCUUGUGAAGGCAGCACUCCAUGCGAAGGCAGCACUCCAUUCGAAGGAAGCAAUACGUGCGAAGGGUACACUCCGUGCGAAGGCAGCACUCCGUGCAAAGGCAGCACUCCGUGCAAAGGCAGCACUCUGUGCAAAGGCAGCACUCCGUGCAAAGGCAGCACUCCGUGCAAUGGCAGCACUCCGUGCAAAGGCAGCACUCCGUGCAAAGGCAGCACUCCUUGCGAAGGCUGCAGUCCUUGCGAAGGCAGCAAUCCUUGCGAAGGCAGCUCUCCCUGCGAAAGCAGCACUCCUAGCGAAUGCAGCACGCCUUGCAAAAGCAGCCCUCCUUGCGAAGGCAGCACUCCUUGCUAAGGCAGCACUCCCUGUGAAGGUAGCACUCCGUGCGAAGGCAGCACUCCUUGCGAAGGCAGCACUCCUUGCGAAGGCAGCACUCCUUGCUAAGGCAGCACUCCUUGCAAAGGCAGCCGUCCUUGCGAAGGCAGCACUCCGUGCAAAGGCAGCACUCUAUGCGAAGGUAGCACUUCGUGCAAAUGCUGCAUUCCUUGCGAAGGCAGCACCCCGUGCAAAGGCAGCACCUCUUAUGAAGGCAGCACUCCUUGCGAAGGCAGCAAUCCUUGCGAAGGCAGCACUCCUUGCGAAAGCAGCACUCGGUGCGAAGGCAGCACUCCGUGCAAAGGCAGCACUCUGUGCGAAGGUAGCACUCCGUGCAAAGGCUGCAUUUCUUGCGAAGGCAGCACCCCGUGCAAAGGCAGCACCUCUUAUGAAGGCAGCACUCCUUGCGAAGGCAGCAAUCCUUGCGAAGGCAGCAAUCCUUGCGAAAGCAGCACUCGGUGCGAAGGCAGCACUCCGUGCAAAGGCAGCACUCUGUGUGAAGGUAGCACUCCGUGCAAAGGCUGCAUUUCUUGCGAAGGCAGCACCCCGUGCAAAGGCAGCACCUCUUAUGAAGGCAGCACUCCUUGCGAAGGCAGCAAUCCUUGCGAAGGCAGCACUCCUUGCGAAAGCAGCACUCGGUGCGAAGGCAGCACUCCGCGCAAAGGCAACACUCCGUGCAAAGGCAGCACUCCUUGCGAAGGCAGCACUCCUUGCGAAGGCAGCAGUCCUUGCAAAGGCAGCACUCUCAGUGAAGGCAGCACUCUCUGUGAAGGCAGCACUCUCUGUGAAGGCAGCACUCUCUGUGAAGGCAGCACUCCCUGUGAAGGCAUCACUCCCUGUGAAGGCAGCACUCCGGGCGAAGGCAGCACUACGUGCGAAGGCUGCACUCUGUGCUAAGGCAGCACUCCUUGCGAAGGCAGCACUCCCUGCGAAUGCAGCACUCCCUGCUGCAGGCAGCGCUCCCUGUAAAGGUAGCACUCCGUGCAAAGACAGCACUCUGUCCGAAGGCUACACUCCCUGUGAACUCUGCACUCCCUCCAAAGUCAGCACUCCCUUCGAAGACAGCACUCUGUGCAAAGGCAGCACUCUGUGCAAAGGCAGCACUCCAUGGGAAGGCUGCACUCCAUGCGAAGGCAGCACGCCGUGCCACGGCAGCACACCUUUUGAAGACAUCACACCUUUUGAAGACAGCACACCUUGUGAGGACAGCACAUCUUGUGAAGACUGCAGUCCUUGCGAAGGCUGCACUCCUUGUGUAGGCUGCACGCACAGAGAAAACAGCCUAGUCUGA